AUGGCUCGCAAGGGACAGGUUUCUAUUCAGGAUACUAUUGAAAAUGACGAGGAGUUUGAUGCGUACCUUCAAGCCCACUUCCACCAAUUGAUUUGUAUGGAAGUAUACUCGGAUUUCUGCGGGCCCUGCCUGGCUGCCGGCAAUGCUAUAAGGAAAGGCAAGCUGGAAAUUGGGCAAGAUCGUAUUGCUAUGGCAAAGGCCUUAGCAGACAACAUUCAAGCACUAGCAAGGUUUAAGGACAAAAGUGAACCCGUGUUUCUUUUUAUUUUUAAAGGUAAGCUGACGCGCGCAAUGUUCGGCGCGAACGGUAUCGAGCUGUGCCGGAUCAUGGAAGAGGAGCUGGGCCACAUGCAGCGCGAGGUCGACACUGGUAUGGAGCGGCCCAAGCGGGAUAUAGAAGCCAUGCUGCCUGAGGAAGCUAAAAAGCUAGAAGACGACUUGCGCUUAGAAGAAGAAUCCCGCGAAGCCACCGAGCGUCUCCGAGUGUUGACAUUAGCCGCGCGCAAGCGCCGCGUCUGCGACCGCAUGUCGCGGCACACCAAGCGGCUCAACUUCAUCUUGUUCUGGCCGCACUGCCACCACGCGCACUUCGACUUGUACGAGAAGUGGGAUUUGAUCAAUAUAUCGGUGGGGGCCAAAGAGACGAUCCAGCUGACAGAAGCUGGUGCUAAGGAGGCCUUAUACAUGAGCGAUGUGGACCCGAACGAGGCCUGUCUCCACGCGCUCCUGAAGGACGAGGCGCUGGUGGUCUUGUUCAAGAUGAUGGACACGGAUAACAGGGACUUUGUUAAGCUAAUGCGGUACGCACUCUACGAAGAGAUACCGGUCCCGAAGGAGGACGUGCCUCCAGAGAAGCAGAUCCCUCCGAUCCCAGCGUACGAGCGUUACGCUACCAUCAGCAAGACCGCGCGGGAAGUUCGCAGAGAUCGGUACGAAGCGAAAAUGCAAAAACUGCGAGAAGAGCAAGAAGAACGUGACCGGUUGGCAGCCGAAACUGCUCGUUUGGCCAGAGAGGCUGAGGAAGAAAGGCAGAGGGUUGAGAAACAGCGGCAAGAAGAGGAAAGAAUGGCAAGAAUCCAGGCUGGGCUUCCAGCUGAUCCUGAGCCGGAAGAAACUGGAGAAGAAGGCGAAGGUGAAGAAGAAAAGGAAACCGAAGGCGUGGGGGAAGAGGCAGAGGAUUUGGAGAAAGUCGAGGAAGAAGAGGAGUUCCAUUCCGACGUGGAGGUGGAAGGCGAGGAGUACAUUCCCCCAGGCGGGCUCUUCGUGCCCGGACUGUACUCGCCGCCCAACGAGUUUGCUAAGGCUAAUGGACUGGCUUAUUUUUUUCCAAAGAUAGUCCAAGAGGCGACGCCCAUCGAGUCAGAGCACCUACCGCCGCACGUGCUCGUCAUUUUCAACAUCGACAAGCGCUACGACGUGCAGGAAAUCAUGAUGCAGUACAAGGAUGAGAUGCUCAACUACGGCAUAUUCGUUGGGGACGACCCCAAUACAGCGGAACACAUAGCUUUCACUAUAAAGCAGUAUGACAAAAUGGAGCGAUUACGAAAGCACAAAGACCGUCUCGCCGUGAUGGUGUCCCGCAAGCGGAGUCUUCCGCUCCUGCAGCUGGCGGGUCUAAACCCCUGCUACAUCAGCAGCGACGUGGAGUCGGGCGAGCGCGACUGCCUCACUAUGUUCCCGGUGGGGUAUGGUGACGAGUAUGAGGAGGAGGAGAGCAUUAAGGAGGAGGAGAUUGCUGAAACUGGGCCAGAACCUGAACCCGAGCCUCAGACGGAGGAAGCCGAGGAGCCCAAAGCAGCUGAUGAAGAAAAUGAAGAUGAUGAGGAGGAUUAG
Molecule: messenger RNA, 1833 nt
Organism: Ostrinia furnacalis (Asian corn borer)
Lineage: Eukaryota; Metazoa; Arthropoda; Insecta; Lepidoptera; Crambidae
Exons: 15
Coding region: 1-1833 (610 amino acids)
Source: RefSeq, a predicted model, not a curated record